AUGACAAAUGAGUGGAUCGAUUGGUCGGAUUGCCGUUUGCGUGCACCCAUACGUGCCGGCUACAAUCAUCAUCAAUCGCUGCUCAAUAACAACUACACUGGAUUUUCGAAUAAAUUCCAUUUGCGAACGCAUAAACUGCAACAGUUGCAUACCUCCGGCGCGAAGCUAAAAGAUGUGCCAACACAAAUUCCACCACUCACCCCGGGUACAAAUCGAAAGGUAGCCGAAGUGUUAAAGGCCUCUUUCGCAUCAUGGGAGAAGGAGGUGCAGAACUGCAAUAUUACCAAAGAUCCGCGCGAAUGGACGGAGGAGCAUGUCAUCUAUUGGCUUAAUUGGGCAAUCAAAGAGUUCUCCUUGGUCUCGAUGAAUUUGGAGCCGUUUAUAAAAAUGAAAGGACGUGAUAUGAUUGAAUUAGGCAAAGACAAGUUUCUAGCGAUAACACCGCCAUUUACGGGCGAUAUUUUGUGGGAACACUUAGAUAUACUGCAGAAAGAUUGUGAAAAAUGCGGCGUUGAUGAUGUAAAUUCACAACAGAGCGCCUUUGAGGCGGCCACCACUGCGUCAGUCUGUGGAUCAGAUCAUCAAGUGGGCAAUUAUUUAGGUAAUAACGGCAAUAACAAUAACAAUAAUAACAACAGUCACCGAUUAGCACCCGAUUACGCAACACCGCCAUCCAGUGAUAAAAGUAGCUUCCAUUCGCCCUCGGUGCAUCACAGCGGUGAGUAA
Anastrepha obliqua is the source of this 726-nucleotide messenger RNA. RefSeq names its product ETS-like protein pointed. NCBI's taxonomy places the organism in Eukaryota, Metazoa, Arthropoda, Insecta, Diptera, Tephritidae. Gene Ontology annotation, molecular function: sequence-specific DNA binding. The record is from RefSeq and is a predicted model, not a curated record. The coding region runs from base 1 to 726 and encodes 241 amino acids. The transcript has 4 exons.